UUGUGUUUUAGAGUUAGCCAGAGUAUUACGAAGGAAAAGAUAAAAAUAGUCGAAAAAAAAUCUGGAAUACGUGUAGAUUCUGCACCACUGCGCCGAAGCUCCGGGCGGCAAGAAAACUUUCGGUACUAUUCCAAAUUCAUGGCUUAAUCCCAAGCCCUAAAACAUUCCUUUCCUCCUUCAACCCUUCUCUGUCCAUCUCUACAUAUGUACGUCCGUGCACAGAGUACUAGCAUGUGAGCAGAAACAGUUUGAUCGAGUGAUUAAGCAGCUCAGUUCCAAUGGCGGAGGGACGAUCGGAGAGAGUGAUAUUCUUGCACGGCGACUUGCACCUGACGAUUAUAGAGGCUCAGAACUUGCCUAACAUGGACCGAGUCACCGAACACCUCCGCCGCUGCUUCACUGGUUGCGACAGCUGCUACCGCCUGCCGCCGAAGCACCCCUCCCCCUCCGGCGCUGACACGGACACCGAAUCCGGCGGCGACAAAGACCACCGCGACGACGGACAUGACAAGGAAAUCCACCACCACCGCAGAAUCAUCACCAGCGACCCUUACGUUACAGUAUGCGUGCCGCAAGCAACCCUCGCUCGAACGCGGGUAAUCCCAAACGCGCAAAACCCUAAUUGGAACGAGAAGUUCUAUAUUCCAAUGGCGCAUCCUGCGGCCCAUCUGGAGUUCCAUGUGAAGGAUAAUGAUAUUUUCGGUGCUCAGCUGAUAGGGAAAGUCCUGAUUCAGGCGGAGGAAAUUGCCGCCGGAGGGUCUAUCAGCGGGUGGUAUCCUGUGAUUGGGGCCAACGGUGGGCCACCGAAGCCGGGCUCGGCGCUCCACCUUGAGAUGACAUUCACGCCCUGUGAUAAGAAUCCGCUUUAUCAGCACGGUAUUGCAGCUGAUCCGGAGCACAAGGGAGUGAGGCACACGUAUUUUCCACUAAGAAAAGGAAGUGCAGUGGAGUUGUACCAAGAUGCUCACUUCAAGGAGGAUAGCAAGUUUCCUGAAAUUCAAUUAGAUGGAGGGAAGGUUUAUGAACAUGGAAAAUGUUGGGAAGAUAUGUGCCAUGCUAUAAUAGAGGCUCAUCAUCUGAUAUACAUAGUUGGUUGGUCUGUUUAUCAUAAGGUGAAGUUAAUAAGAGAGCCGACCCGGCCUUUGCCCAGAGGUGGGGAUUUGACUUUGGGUGAAUUGCUAAAGUAUAAGUCCGAAGAAGGUGUUCGGGUUUUGCUAUUGGUUUGGGAUGAUAAGACUUCACAUGAUAAGUUCAUCAUUCAAACGGCAGGAGUAAUGCAAACGCAUGAUGAGGAGCUCAAGAGAUUUUUCAAGAAUUCUUCCGUCAUAUGUGUGUUGUCACCGCGUUAUGCCAGUAGUAAGCAUAGCUACAUCAAACAAAAGGUUGUUGGAAGUGUCUUUACACACCAUCAGAAAAGCGUGCUUGUAGAUACGCAGGCAUCUCGUAAUUAUCGAAAGAUUACUGCUUUUUUGGGUGGUCUUGAUCUCUGUGAUGGGCGCUAUGAUACACCUGAGCAUCGCUUAUUUCAUGAUCUUGAUACUGUAUUUCGUGAUGAUUAUCAUAAUCCUACUUUUCCGCCAGGAACUAGGGCUCCAAGGCAACCAUGGCAUGAUUUACACUGCAGAAUUGAUGGACCUGCUGCAUAUGAUGUUCUAAUAAACUUUGAGCAGCGUUGGAAAAAAGCGACAAAAUGGACUGAGUUGGGACUACGUUUGAAAAAGAAAGCUCAUUGGCAUGAUGAUGCGCUGAUAAAGAUAGACCGCAUUUCAUGGAUACUCAGUCCGCAGUAUUCUAUUUCCAAACAUAUAACACAUAUUCCAGAGGAUGACCCCAGAGUAUGGGUUUCCAAGGAAGAUGAUCCUGAAAACUGGCACGUUCAGAUUUUCCGGUCCAUUGAUUCAGGCUCAGUGAGGGGAUUUCCAAAAAACAUUGAUCUUGCUCAGGCCCAGAACCUUAUCUGUUCGAAGAACAUGGUGAUAGAUAGUAGCAUUCAGACAGCAUACAUUCAGGCCAUCAGAUCAGCUCACCAUUUCAUAUACAUUGAAAAUCAGUAUUUCAUUGGAUCGUCAUAUGCGUGGCCGUCAUACAAAGAAGCAGGAGCUGAUAAUUUAGUACCCAUGGAGUUGGCAUUAAAGAUUGCUAGUAAAAUCAGAGCUAAAGAGAGAUUUGCAGUUUACAUUGUCAUACCAAUGUGGCCUGAGGGCGAUCCAAAUUCUGCUGUGCUGCAAGAAAUUCUAUUUUGGCAGAACCAGACAAUGCAAAUGAUGUAUGGAAUGGUUGCACGGGAGCUGAAAUCCAUGCAACUUGCUGACUCGCAUCUUCAAGACUAUCUAAAUUUUUAUUGCCUUGGAAAAAGAGAAGAAAUGCCUGAGGAGAGGCAACGAGAAGAUGAGGCUUCUGCAAAUGGUUACGUGAUCUUAGAUUCAGAGAAAUUCCAGCGGUUCAUGAUUUAUGUGCAUGCUAAGGGAAUGAUAGUGGAUGAUGAGUAUGUAAUCGUUGGAUCUGCCAACAUCAACCAAAGGUCUUUGGCUGGUACAAAAGACACUGAGAUAGCUAUGGGAGCCUAUCAACCCCAUCACACUUGGGCUGAGAAGCAACGCCACCCUCGGGGCCAGAUAUAUGGUUAUAGAAUGUCACUUUGGGCUGAGCAACUGGGGAUGAUGGACAGUCACUACAAUGAGCCAGAGAGCUUGGAGUGUGUGAGGAAAGUAAAUCAGAUGGCUGAAGAUAACCGGAAGAGAUACAUUGACCAUAAUUUCACCUUACUGCAAGGCCAUCUUAUCAAGUAUCCCAUACAGGUAGAUGACGACGGGAAGGUGGGUCCAUUGCCUGGAUUCGAGACUUUUCCCGAUGCAGGGGGUAGAGUUCUUGGAGCUCCUUCACCCACCAUUCCUGAUAUCCUGACUACAUGAUGACUUCCACACAUGUUCAGAACCAGUAAGGGUGGGAAAUAUCUGACACUGGAUUUUUUAUUUUGUGAAUUCUAGCGGCAAUUUGUUUUCAACAUAUUGUUAAUCUGCCACUGCCACCGGAGAGUGGUUGCUGUCAACUGCAGGUUUGUACACUAAUGUAAUUCAAGACCUUGUAGCUAUAACCAAUUGUGCGGUUUGUAUGUGUUAAUUUUAACUGUAAUUAUUCGGUUUUUAUGUAUUAAUUUCAACUGUAAUUAUUCGUCAA
This is a messenger RNA of Rhododendron vialii, 3177 nucleotides long. RefSeq names its product phospholipase D delta. The transcript is spliced from 12 exons. Lineage: Eukaryota; Viridiplantae; Streptophyta; Magnoliopsida; Ericales; Ericaceae. Gene Ontology annotation, biological process: phosphatidylcholine metabolic process; phospholipid catabolic process. The coding region runs from base 279 to 2912 and encodes 877 amino acids. Gene Ontology annotation, cellular component: plasma membrane. The record is from RefSeq and is a predicted model, not a curated record. Gene Ontology annotation, molecular function: D-type glycerophospholipase activity; calcium ion binding.